Molecule: messenger RNA, 1707 nt
Organism: Thamnophis sirtalis
Lineage: Eukaryota; Metazoa; Chordata; Lepidosauria; Squamata; Natricidae
Source: RefSeq, a predicted model, not a curated record
UCCUGCUGAGGACAAGCUAAGAGAAAGCAGGAAAAAAAAAUCGAUGCAGCUAAUAACAUUCUCCCCGACUGCUCCUUUCCACAGGACGGAGGUUGCUGAGUUACGUCUGCCUGGCUUUCGACACUAAAGAAGAAAGAGAGGAAGAACGCUGUGACCAGACCCAGAAACCAGCGAGCCGCCUGGAAAUUUGCAACCCUGACCCAUGCCCCCCAAGGUGGUUUUACAAGCAAGGUGCGUGUAGUGUGACGUGCGGUGAAGGUGUUAUGCGCAAGGUCUUGUACUGCGCACGAGGGACUGGGGAGGAGGAAGAGGUCCUGCCAGACGCAGCCUGCGAGGACUCCUUGCGCCCUGAAGAACAGGAAGCGUGCCACCUGGAAUCCUGUCCACCCAGCUGGAAAGUGGGUGAGCGUGGUCCCUGCUCCUCUUCCUGUGGAGUUGGAGUAGCUACCCAAUCCGUGGCUUGCGUGAGGCUUUCUGGUGGCCGAAAGGUGGAGGUGGCCGAGGGCCACUGCCCAGAAGCAGAAAAGCCCCUCUCCGUCGUACCCUGCAUCCUCCGGGUCUGCCCUUACGAAUGGGGGUUCACCCCAUGGACGCAGUGCUCCGUCUCCUGUGGAACCGGCAUCCAGAGACGGCGGGAUUUCUGCGUCAACCCCCAAACCAAGACCAGAGUCAACCCUCUCUUGUGCAUGCAUGCCCCUAAACCCAUGAUGGUGAGAACGUGUUCCACCACCCCAUGCCUCGAACAGACCACAAUGAAGACAAACCUUGGAGCAGAUGUCCCGACACCAACCCGGCUUCCAGGGGCAGAGGCCCUGACCACCCCUGAGGCCACUCAUCCUCUCAAAGGACGUCAGGACCAGGCCUUCGACCUUCCGUGGUCGAAAGGAGAAGAUCUCGAGAAGAAAGAAACCAAGGCAGAUCUCUCAGAAGAACCCAGUUACGUAGCACUGCUGGUUAUUAAGAGGGCUUUAAUCCGAGGCAGGAUCUGUCCCCUGCGGAAACAGGAUUGGGUUUGGUGGGAGAAUCCAGCAAAAUCCGGCCUGCAGAAAGGAAAGCGAUCCCUGCUGGUCGUGAAAUCAAAAGCAGACAUUGAUUUAAUUGUCACAGGAGGGAGGCAGCUGUUUGGUCCCCAGGGGCUGAUCCUGAACCCAGGACCAUCGCUGGAUGGGGAACGACAAAUGGCUUGCAGGAUAUUUAUCGAUGUGGCACCCCAUCUGCGCAUUGCCAUUCAUGCCAUGUAUGUGGAGUUCCAAACAACGGCCAACGAAACACACUCCAGCUACAUUUCGAUUCGAGACAUCGAAUCCUUGAGGACUACCGUCUUCCAUGGCAACCGUCUUUUCUACUGGGAAUCCGUCGGCAGCCGAGCCGAGAUCGAAUUCAACCGAGCCCUGGCCAACGUCAGCUUCCGAGCGGAGUACUGGGCCACCAAGUAGUCCUUUGUUAGCUCGGCCGAUGUGGAAAACGCCGCGAACAAGGCAAUGCCAGUAUAGUCGGAAGGGACCUCGGAGGUCUUCUAGUCCAACCCCCUGCUCAAGCCGGACAGGAGGCAGGAAAGGGCCCACUGCUGAGCUCUCUGCCACAAACUUGAAACGGAUGAGCGAAGCUUUUAUUGUGCCUUUCUGUAGAUGUCUUAUGCGUCUGUUUUUGCAAACCAUGGUUAUCUUUUCUGGGUGUUUCCGUCAACCUAACCCCAGCUGGAGCAGA